AUGCCUCUCGAUCCAAUUCCCUUGAGUCGAUUUUAUCGUCAAAAUCGUAUUCCUAAUUAUGAACCAACUCAUCCAUGGGUUCGUUAUAUUGUUGGAACGGUUGCUGUAGCAUCCAUAUUUGGUAUAGUACUUCUAAUAAUAUCGUUAGCUAUACCAAUAAGUAUGCUUGUCAUUGGUGUUCGUUAUCGUGAUCGAUAUUAUUGUCCAAUUGAACCACGUAUUAGUCAUUUUUUAAUUGUUGCUGGUGCAGUUUCACUUGUAUGGAUUAUUCUCAAUAUUCUUUUAUCAUUAGCAACAAUGUUUCUUGCUUAUACACGUUCAAUAAUUUCAGUUAUUUGUGUUGUUAGUCUUAGUAUAAUUAUAUUUGUUUUACAAAUAUUUUCAAUAAUUUGGUUAAUUGUUGGAAGUGUUUGGACAUUUGGUAUACGAAGUCGUGUUGAAUUUGUAAUUAAUUAUCCAUAUAAUUUUCGUGUAUAUUGUCAUAAAACAUUAUAUGAAUUUACUUUUGCAUAUUUAAUUAUUAUUUAUAUUCUUAUGGCAUUACAAUGUUGUGGACAAUGUUGUGCAACUUUUAUUCGUUCAAAACAACAAAAAUAG
Messenger RNA from Adineta steineri, 597 nucleotides. The record is from the annotation of a GenBank genome assembly. NCBI's taxonomy places the organism in Eukaryota, Metazoa, Rotifera, Eurotatoria, Adinetida, Adinetidae.